CUCUAGUAACGCCUCUUUAAAAGCCGAUGCUGCUUCUGAGCCAACUUCUCAUCACAACACUGAGAAGUAGAAAUUCAAAUAAAGAUGGAUGAUCAUAAAACCCCUCUUUUGUCCAAGGACUCAUCAUCAUCAUCAUCAUCUACAUCAUCUGUCGUGACUUCAUCUUUGAAAUGGGUAUUGAAAGUUGUAAUGUCUAUGAUUUUUGUGACGUGGAUUGUUUUUCUUAUGAUAUUGUACCCUGAACAACUCGGCGAUGAUUUCCUCACAGUAGUCGCCUCCAAGACUUUCCUCGGCACCACAGGAAGCAUGUUCUUAAUUUUCAGUGGUCCGAUUCUUGUCAUCGCUGUCUUAGCUUCUCUCUAUCUAAUUAUCUCCGGAGAAGACAAGGUCUUCACUAAAAACAAGAUAUCAAAAUUCCCGAGGUUUAGGCUAUGGACAUUUCCUGUUCUUGUGGAUGGACCAUUUGGGGUUGUUUCUGCAGCUGAGUUUCUUGGAAUUAUGGUCUUCUCUGUUUUCUUCCUUUGGGCUAUAUAUGCUUAUACUUUGAGGAAUCUUGAUCUUCUUGAACGCUUCCACGUCCUUCCCAAGAAUCGAAGUAUUCUGCUGUUGGAGGUAACUGGUCUGCGUUUAGGAGUGAUUGGAUUGUUGUGCAUGGUUUUUUUGUUUCUUCCAAUCUCGAGAGGCUCCAUUCUUCUCCGCCUUAUCGAUAUCCCUUUCGAACAUGCUACACGAUACCAUGUUUGGCUUGGUCAUAUCACUAUGGCUUUCUUCUCUUUACAUGGCCUCUGUUAUGUUGUUGGAUGGACCAUUCAAGGUCAACUUUUAGAGCUUAUAUUUUCAUGGAAUGCUAUUGGAAUUGCUGUGUUACCGGGAGUUAUCAGUCUAGUGGCUGGUUUACUCAUGUGGGUCACGUCGCUUCACACCGUGAGAAAGCAUUACUUUGAGCUCUUCUUCUACACACAUCAACUAUACAUCGUCUUUGUCGUCUUCUUGGCACUUCAUGUUGGUGACUACUUAUUCAGUAUAGUUGCUGGAGGAAUAUUUCUUUUCAUUCUAGACCGCUUCUUGAGGUUCUGCCAAUCCAGAAGGACUGUAGAUGUAAUCUCUGCAAAGAGUUUGCCUUGUGGAACUCUGGAACUAGUCCUUUCAAAACCACCAAAUAUGCGAUACAAUGCGCUUAGCUUUAUCUUUCUUCAAGUGAGGGAACUAUCAUGGCUACAAUGGCAUCCUUUCAGUGUUUCAUCAAGUCCUUUAGAUGGGAACCAUCAUGUUGCGGUUCUCAUAAAGGUUCUUGGUGGAUGGACCGCAAAGCUUAGAGACCAGUUGUCAAAUCUAUAUGAGGCAGAGAAUCAAGACCAGCUUAUUUCUCCUGAUUCAUAUCCCAAAAUCACAACUUGUGUGGAAGGACCUUAUGGCCAUGAAUCUCCAUACCACUUAGCGUACGAGAACCUGGUCUUAGUAGCAGGAGGAAUCGGGAUUACGCCUUUUUUCGCCAUCUUAAGCGAUAUCCUACAUCGUAAAAGAGAUGGGAAAGCUUGUUUACCUAGUAAUGUUUUACUUGUAUGGGCCAUUAAAAACUCAGACGAGCUCUCUCUUCUCUCAGCAAUUGACAUACCUUCCAUUUGCCCUUUCUUCUCUAAGAAACUAAACCUUGAGAUUCACAUAUAUGUCACUCGACAAUCCGAGCCCCGCUUGGAAGAUGGGAUGGUUCACAAGGUGGUGCAUCCUUCUGUUAAACCACCACGGACCAACAGAUGUUCCAUGUCGGUUCUAGUUGGUACAGGGGACAACAUAUGGUCUGGACUCUAUCUAAUUGUCUCCACCAUUGGGUUCAUUGCAAUGAUCACAUUGUUGGACAUCUUUUACAUAAAAAAAUACAACAUAACGACGUGGUGGUACAAGGGACUUCUAUUUGUUGUUUGUAUGGUUGCAAGUGUGUUGAUUUUUGGAGGUCUUGUAGUUGUUUUCUGGCAUCGCUGGGGUCACAAAAUCGGUGAAGUGGAAGGAAAUGGCAAUGACAAGGUGAAUUUAAAUGGAGAAGAAACCCAUAAUCCAUCUGCAGCAGAGCUCAAGGGGUUGGCAACAGAAGAAGAUGUCCAGAGUUACACCACUAUUCGUUAUGGCACCAGACCGAACUUUAGAGAGAUAUUUGCGUCGUUGAAUGGGAAAUGGGGAAGUGUGGAUGUUGGAGUAAUAGUAUGCGGUCCAGGGACUCUUCAGACGACCGUAGCCAAAGAGAUACGGUCACAUAGCAUCUGGCGGUCUGCGAAUCAUCCUCUUUUCCACUUCAACAGCCACAGUUUCGAUCUCUAAGUCUCUAACGAUGCUUUCAAGGCCAAGGAACAUCAUGGAAAAUUCGACAAAAAAAUUGAUGCAUAUAUUUUAGGUAAUCGCAGUCUUUAUGAAUUAUGGAAAGAGCCUAUGGUUGAUAUGUGUAUGUUUUAUCUUUCAGUUUUCAUGUAUAAGUAGUAAUCAAAUGUAUGAGCAUCUUCUAUGGUUUCUAGUUCUACACUUGGUAUUUGUUUGUACUUUGGACAUAUGAUACUAAUUAAAUGCAAGCUGAUAAGGCCUAAAAUUACAUA
Molecule: messenger RNA, 2582 nt
Organism: Arabidopsis lyrata subsp. lyrata
Lineage: Eukaryota; Viridiplantae; Streptophyta; Magnoliopsida; Brassicales; Brassicaceae
Product: ferric reduction oxidase 6
Exons: 9
Coding region: 85-2313 (742 amino acids)
Cellular component (GO): plasma membrane
Molecular function (GO): oxidoreductase activity
Source: RefSeq, a predicted model, not a curated record